Pteropus alecto (black flying fox) is the source of this 1934-nucleotide messenger RNA. RefSeq names its product mitochondrial ribosomal protein L15 (gene MRPL15). The coding region runs from base 61 to 951 and encodes 296 amino acids. Gene Ontology annotation, cellular component: mitochondrial large ribosomal subunit. Gene Ontology annotation, biological process: translation. Gene Ontology annotation, molecular function: structural constituent of ribosome. Lineage: Eukaryota; Metazoa; Chordata; Mammalia; Chiroptera; Pteropodidae. The record is from RefSeq and is a predicted model, not a curated record. The transcript is spliced from 5 exons.
AGACCACGUGGGCUUCCUGGUGGCUAAGGGCGCAGGUGGAGGUUCUCUGCCGGGUGCGUCAUGGCUGGUCCUGUGCACGGCGGUGGGGCCGGGGCUCUGGACCUGCUCCGGGCCCUACCCCGUGUGAGUCUGGCCAACCUAAAGCCGAAUCCAGGCUCCAGAAAACUGGAAAGACGACCAAGAGGUCGCAGAAGAGGUAGAAAAUGUGGCAGAGGCCAUAAAGGAGAACGGCAGAGAGGAACACGGCCCCGACUGGGCUUCGAGGGAGGCCAGACCCCAUUUUACAUCCGAAUCCCCAAAUAUGGGUUUAAUGAAGGACAUAGCUUCAGACGCCAGUAUCAGCCUUUGAGUCUCAACAGACUGCAGUAUCUUAUUGAUUUGGGUAGAGUUGAUCCUACUCAACCUAUUGACUUAACCCAGCUUGUCAAUGGGAGAGGUGUGACCAUCCAGCCUCUUAAGAGGGAUUAUGGUGUCCAGCUGGUAGAGGAGGGUGCUGACACCUUUAAGGCAAAAGUUAAUAUUGAAGUACAGUUGGCUUCAGAACUAGCCAUUGCUGCAAUUGAAAAAAAUGGUGGUGUUGUUACUACAGCCUUCUAUGAUCCGAGAAGUCUGGAAAUUUUGUGCAAACCUGUUCCAUUCUUUCUGCGGGGACAACCCAUUCCAAAACGAAUGCUUCCACCUGAAGCCCUGGUCCUGUAUUACACAGAUGCAAAGAAUCGUGGUUACCUGGCAGAUCCUGCCAAAUUUCCUGAAGCGAGACUUGAACUUGCCAAGAAGUAUGGUUAUAUUUUACCUGAUAUCACUAAGGAUGAACUCUUCAAAAUGCUUAGUACUCGAAAGGAUCCAAGGCAGAUUUUCUUUGGUCUCGCUCCUGGAUGGGUGGUGAAUAUGGCAGAUAAAAAAAUCCUAAAACCUACAGAUGAGAAUCUCCUCAAGUAUUAUAGCUCAUGAAUUCUUUCCAAGAAGACAGAGUUGUAAACAUGUACUGGAAAAGGGAAUGAAACAUAGUAUUUCUCAUUGCAUUUUCUUAAUUUGUAAUUCUCCAGAUUUUUUUUUUUUUUGAUGUCUUCUGUGUACUUAUCUCUCUCCACCUUUCAUUCUCCCCCUCCUCCCACCCUCUCUCUUUAAAAUUAAAAGUGCAAUAAGCAAAGACUGCAUAGAGGUACUGAAACUGGGUUCUGUCUCAAAGAUACAAACUCCUUGGUGAUCUGCCAAAAGAAGAUUAUAACUUUUAGAAUAUUUCUAGUUGAUGUUUUCAUGAUCUUUUCAUCCAGGUUUUGUCUGGUUGUUGCAAAUCAGAAUGAAUGUGCAAAUGGAAUGAAACUGAUUUGUUGUAGGCCUGCUGCUCAGUCAGAGUUAGAGCAGUUGCCAGUGAAUUGAUGCCUCCUUCUUCAUCAGUAGCCUCAAGGAAGCUCUGCUACCCAAUGUAAGACGAUAGCCUUCAACUAAAGGUGAUUAUGAUGUGGGAUGUGAGUUUAAGGUUUAAGACUGGAGAAUGGUUUCUAAGCAGUACCAUAUUUGCUAGCAAAAUUGAAACAAAAAUUCCAAAUGAAUUUAUUUCAACUGCGAUGCAUAGACAAUGAAUGAUUUAGCUAUUCUUGAAGAAAAUAAGUUUUCUGAUUCUAAUUAAUAUACAUUUAACUUAUUUCAUAGAUGUUGGCGAUAUCUGUUUUUCAUUUUAAAUGAUGUUGAGAAAAUUGUUCAGCAAGUAUAUAAGCCAUGAAAACAAUUGGUAAUGUGAAAAUUAAUGAAAAGAUUCAGCAGUCAAUUAGCUUAUUUAGCUUUUCAAAGAUAUAUUGUAUCUAAACCAUAAGAAAGUACAAUGUAUCUUGAUGCAAUUAAAUCUUACAUAAAUCAUGGUAAUUUUUCCACAGUAGAAAUUAAGUGAUUCUUGGCUCUGUAUUUUCUUAAAAUAAAAAAUUUAAAAAUCUAAA